Messenger RNA from Sphaeroforma arctica JP610, 916 nucleotides. RefSeq lists its product as hypothetical. Bases 50 to 583 code for a protein of 177 amino acids. Lineage: Eukaryota; Ichthyosporea; Ichthyophonida. The transcript has a single exon. The record is from RefSeq and is a predicted model, not a curated record.
AAAUCGAAUAAAUAUAUCAAAAACAACAAUCAAAUUUAAAUCGAACAACAUGUGCCGAUUCAUCGCUAUCGUAAUUGCAGCCGUUCUCACCUCAUACAGCACCUUCGCUGCAUUCUUCGGAAUCUUUAGUACUGAGUGGUGGACAGGUACCGUCAACGUAGGUAUCGCCACCGCGUGCAACUCUACAGCAAAUCUAGACGGUCAGUCUUAUUGUAAUGACUUUUCUCUCGAUACGCUGAGCAACAGUACAGAACAAGCCAUGUUUGGUCUACUGGUGGCAUCGAUCAUUGUAGGAUUGCUCGCACUCAUUGUGAUGGUGUUCAACAUCAUAUUCGCGUGCUGCUGCAUAAAUCUUGCGGGGCCCUUUACCGGACUUUUGAUGUUUCUUCAGGGCGCCUGCAUACUUGCUACAAUUUUAACCAUGGGCUUCUAUUAUUCCUGGUCUUAUCCAGUCGGUACAUCAUCUAUUGGAUCGGCAUAUAUCGUGAACAUCGUAGCUGUACCCCUAUCGGGGGUGGCAACAGCACUGACUGGCGUGCAUCAUUACAGCCGAAACGAACGCGAUGCCGAUCUGAAGGCAUAAGAUAUAUUUUAAAACUAUAAGAUCGAAUGUAGUUAAAUUUCUACUGUUUAAGAUUGAUACUGUUUUUCAUGUUAGUGUUCUGAAUAACCUGAUAUGAUGCACUUUGAAGGUCCGGAGGCAGCCAUUUGCAUAGUGCUGGGAAUGAUCCCAUAUCGAAUACUACAAUCGUAAGUGCUCAUCUAGAGUAGUAUAUACACAUGUUUGUGAUGGCGUGUGUCAUCUCCGACAACUUCAUAGCGAUAAAGGUGUCGAAGGAAAUGAACAAUGUGAAUAUAAGUAUUAGCAUUUUUAACUACAAUUUCACAUUUCCAAAAAUAAAUUACAUUCUGAAUA